This is a messenger RNA of Stylophora pistillata, 1138 nucleotides long. Its product is annotated as ciliary microtubule inner protein 5. NCBI's taxonomy places the organism in Eukaryota, Metazoa, Cnidaria, Anthozoa, Scleractinia, Pocilloporidae. The record is from RefSeq and is a predicted model, not a curated record.
AUGACUUCUAAACUUCAGCAUGAUCGCUGUGUUCUAGAACAAAACAAUACUUUGUCUCUCGCGGUUGUUAUCGGGGUUGUGGGUUCCUCACUUUACGAAAAGAGCAACAGUCACUGCCCAUUCCAUCAAAAACUUAUAGUUUAGAGUUAAGAAACGCAAAGAACAUGGCAAGUUCAUCCGGAUUUCGAGCGGCUUCUGCGGGAAGAUUUCCAGACUCAACAUGGCGGGCUGGAACUCCAAGUCUUUAUCACGAGAAAUGUACUCCUCAAAAGGAGAGAGUUAGGUCUGCUCCUCCAAAAACCCAUGCGCAGAGAGAGUAUGCCAGGUGUAAUUUCGUUAGAACCGAUGAGAUUUGGAAGAAUCGUUGUCGGAACGAAGGAAAAAUGACAAGAAAAUGGGAGGAGAAUUGGGGAUUUCUGAAAGAUUAUGACCCAAAGGGAAGACUCAAGCCAAAACAAGAACUACCAGAAAAAGUGAGUGUCUUCUCUGACAAAGUUCCAAACACAACUAGUCAUCAAUUUGGACACAGAGUAAAGAGUGCACCAGCAAGAACGAUGCAAAAAUUUGAACAACUCAUUAGCUACAGGACAAAGACGCAUAAGGAGUUAAUGUGCUAUGAUUGACAGUAUCAGUCAAGGUAUAGGUACCUUAAUAUGUGAGCAGAUAAAGUUCUGUAGCUUAAAAGGUUAUAACUUGCUUUGCAAAAUAUUUGCAGAAGAAUAUUUCUAAUAACAUGCUGAUAGCCAAAAGUUUUGUACAGUUUCUAUUCAGUUUUAAAGUAAAAUACCAAGAUAAUAUUUUGGCCAACAAAAUUUGUUGCACAUAUAUGUACUGUAUAUUUGGUGUUAAUGUUUUCAACAUUAUUUACUGUAACCAUGUGAUGAAUACUUCUACAUAUUUUUAAAAGAGUAUAUAAGCACUAUGUAAAAGUGUUCUGGAAUAAAAUAAGUUUUUGGGAAUUGUUUAGAAGGAAUAAUGCCUUAGAACAGAUGACGCUCAAGAGAAAAAAUGACAGAAAAGAAGUAAUGUCAUUUUUGUUGUGGAACAAUGCAGAAAUGGCGGUUGAAAGAGCAGUUUUUUGUUGUGAAUUGUAUAAAACUAAGAUAAUACUGAAAUAAAUAAAGAUAUUUAUGGAUAA